UCUGCUCAGACAGUGGGAAUGGGUUCAGUCGGUCAUUUCAACUGAAGGUACAUCAGAUGGAUCUCCAUGGGGAAGGCCAUUCACCUGUUCUGUGGGUGAGAAUGGAUUGAGACGGUCUUCCUGUCUGUUGGAUACGCCAGUCAGUGCACAUUGAAUUUGUGGGGAAGGAUUCACUCAGUCAACUGACCUAAUGGCUCUACAGCGAGUUCACACCGGGGAGCGGCCGUUCACCUGCUCAGACUGUGGGAAGGGAUUCACGUUGUCAGCUCAUCUGCAAGCACACCAGUCAGUUCACACUGGGGAGAGGCCAUUCACCUGCUCGGACUGUGGGAAAAGAUUCACUUCAUCAUCUCAACUUAAGAUACAUCAGCGAGUUCACACUGGGGAGAGGCCGUUCACAUGCUCGGACUGUGGGACAGGAUUCACAUUGUCAACUCACCUACUGAGACACCAUUCAGUUCACACUGGUGAGAGGCCGUUCACCUGCUCAGACUGUGGGAAAAGAUUCACUUUGUCAUCUCAACUUAAGGUACAUCAGCGGGUUCACACUGGGGAGAGGCCGUUCACUUGCUCAGACUGUGGGAAGGGAUUCACUCAAUCAUCCUACCUACAAGUACAUCAGCGAGUUCACACUGGGGAGAGGCCGUUCACAUGCUCAGAAUGUGGGAAAGGAUUCAGUUCAUCAUCUAACCUCAAAGUGCAUCAGCGAGUUCACACUGGGGUGAGGCCGUUCACAUGCUCAGAAUGUGGGAAGGGAUUCACUCAGUCAUCCAACCUACGGAGUCACCAGCGAAUUCACACUGGGGAGAAGCCGUUCAUUUGCUCAGACUGUGGGAAAGGAUUCAGUUCAUUAUCUAACCUUAAGGUGCAUCAGCGAGUUCACACUGGGGAGAGGCCGUUCAUCUGCUCAGAAUGUGGGAAAGGAUUCACUUCAUCAUCUCACCUACUGAAACACCAAUUAGUACACACUGAUGAGAGGCCAUUCACCUGCUUGGACUGUGGGAAAAGAUUCACUCAGUCAUCCCACCUACAAGCACAUCAGCGAGUUCACACUGGG
Hypanus sabinus (Atlantic stingray) is the source of this 1057-nucleotide messenger RNA. RefSeq names its product zinc finger protein 239-like. Lineage: Eukaryota; Metazoa; Chordata; Chondrichthyes; Myliobatiformes; Dasyatidae. The record is from RefSeq and is a predicted model, not a curated record. The transcript has 2 exons. The annotation marks the transcript as partial. Gene Ontology annotation, cellular component: nucleus.